Molecule: messenger RNA, 714 nt
Organism: Glycine soja
Lineage: Eukaryota; Viridiplantae; Streptophyta; Magnoliopsida; Fabales; Fabaceae
Exons: 1
Coding region: 130-384 (84 amino acids)
Source: RefSeq, a predicted model, not a curated record
GCCACUUUUCUCUUCACAAUUCAUUCAUCAAUCCAUUGUUCACUUUCAAAUCAACUCAAGAGAUUCAACCAAGAAAUAUAGAAGCUAGGGUUUUGUUACAUUUGUGUUAGCACGCAAAACUUUGCAAAUAUGGAGAGCAGCUUAGGAGACAUGUUGGUUAAGGUUGUGGUGUUCAUUCUAGUUCAAGCCUUGGUUUACCUUAUCCUCUCCAAUUCAUCAAACGUGUUCAACAAGAACAUGAAGAAAUCUAACAGCUUCAGGCCGGCACGUUCGGUGAGCAUUCGCCGGAUGCUCGCUUUGAUCUCUGAUUUUCCUCCAGAAGAAGAACCCUCUCCUUCACCGAAGGGUGCUAAAACAACAUCACUUCAUCAAAGUGAUCAAUAAUUGUAAGGAUUUAAUUAAAUUGUGGCUGCAAUUACAAAUUGGAGACAAUUUCAGCUUAUCGGGUGGCCAUAUUAAGGCUCAGAAACCUCCAAAUGUUGCGGCUGCUGUGGUGGUUACAAACUGCAAUUUAGACUAGACCCAUGCCAAGUAGAAUGUAAUUAAAUUAUUUCUCUCUCUGUUUCCUUGUGUAGAGGCUAUGGUAUUGCAAAAUUUGUUAAAAGAGUCCAAAAUUAUUGGUAUGUAGGUAUUGAAUUCUUUUGUUCAUUUAUUCUUUUAUGAUGAAUAUUGUAAUAUAUUUAUGAGUGGAAUAUUAAUGUUGACAUUAAUUUA